Messenger RNA from Tachysurus vachellii, 1500 nucleotides. Its product is annotated as excitatory amino acid transporter 1-like. Gene Ontology annotation, molecular function: L-glutamate transmembrane transporter activity; neutral L-amino acid transmembrane transporter activity; glutamate:sodium symporter activity. The transcript has 9 exons. NCBI's taxonomy places the organism in Eukaryota, Metazoa, Chordata, Actinopteri, Siluriformes, Bagridae. The record is from RefSeq and is a predicted model, not a curated record. Gene Ontology annotation, biological process: L-glutamate transmembrane transport. Bases 1 to 1500 code for a protein of 499 amino acids. Gene Ontology annotation, cellular component: plasma membrane.
AUGAGAAGACAUCAAGUCAGGAUGUGCUCCAUCAAUCAACAUUACAUCAAGGCAUUCCUGCUUCGCAACUCUUAUGUGCUCUUCACUGUAGGAGCAGUUGUAGUAGGAGUCAUUUUGGGAUUUACUGUGCGACCUUAUAACUUAUCAUUGAAAGAAAUAAAGUAUUUAUCCUUCCCUGGGGAAAUACUGAUGAGGAUGUUACGGAUGAUCGUCCUUCCACUCAUUGUGUCCAGUCUUGUUUCAGGUAUUUCACAGUUGGAUACUAAAGCCACUGGAAAGAUGGGAUUGCGGGCUAUCAUUUAUUAUAUCGUGACAACUCUUAUUGCUGUAUUUAUUGGUAUUGUCUUGGUGACCAGCAUAAGACCUGGAACAGGCAAAAGAGAGACUCCAAAGUCUAGUGCCGGGGCUGAGUCGGUAACAACUACUGAUGCAUUUCUUGAUCUAAUUAGAAAUAUGGUCCCUUCUAAUUUAGUGGAAGCCUGCUUUAAACAGUACAAAACACAUUACAAGAAAAUCGUUUGGACAAAGAACAUCACUGUUAUGGUGAAUGAAAGUGUCCCGCAGACCAACCAGGAGACAGUGGAGGAGAUGAUUCCAGUCUCAGGAUCCGCUGAUGGAAUGAAUACUCUAGGUCUUGUGGUGUUCUCAUUGCUCUUUGGCUUGGUAAUUGGGAAAUUGAAACAGCAGGGCCAGCCACUGAAGAAUUUUUUUAACUGCCUCAAUGAUGCCAUAAUGAGCUUAGUAGCAAUCAUUAUGUGGUAUGCUCCUGUUGGCAUCCUCUUUCUAAUUGCUGGGAAGAUAUUAGAAAUGAAAGACCUUUUAGAGGUUGGAGGACAGUUGGGAAUGUACAUGGUGUGUGUCAUCGCCGGUCUGUUCAUCCACAGCGUCAUUGUUUUGCCUCUACUUUUCUAUCUGGGGACACGGAGGAACCCUUUCAUUUUCAUCUCUGGUCUGCUUCAGGCUUUGAUUACAGCAUUUGGAACAUCCUCAAGUUCUGCUACCCUUCCCAUCACCUUCCAUUGCCUGGAGGAGAACAACCAUGUGGACAAACGUGUAACACGCCUUGUCUUGCCAGUGGGAACCACCAUAAACAUGGAUGGUACAGCUCUGUAUGAAGCAGUGGCUGCCAUUUUCAUAGCCCAAGUUAAUGACAUGGCCCUGAACUUUGGACAAAUCCUUACCAUCGGUAUCACAGCGACAGCUGCCAGCAUUGGAGCAGCAGCCAUUCCUCAAGCUGGUCUUGUAACCAUGGUGAUGGUAUUGACAUCUGUAGGACUGCCCACCGAGGACAUAUCACUCAUCGUUGCUGUGGAUUGGUUCCUGGAUCGCAUCAGAACCACCACCAAUGUGUUAGGAGACUCAAUUGGAGCUGGCAUUGUUGAAUACCUGUCAAGAAAGGAACUGCAGAACACUGAUCCUGGGACCAGAAGCUCUGUGACUGAGGUCAACUACCAGGAGGACGAUUGUCUCGGUCAUCAAAACAAUAAAACAGCAGUCUAA